Rubroshorea leprosula is the source of this 2203-nucleotide messenger RNA. The record is from the annotation of a GenBank genome assembly. NCBI's taxonomy places the organism in Eukaryota, Viridiplantae, Streptophyta, Magnoliopsida, Malvales, Dipterocarpaceae.
CUGCACCAUUUAGAAGGCGAAUAGGUGAUAAAAGGUUCUUCAUGGCUCUGCUCUGGAUGGCAUACUUGCUUGCAGACUGGAUUGCUAUAUUUGUCAUAGGACUCAUCUUGCGUGCUGAACAAAGAGAUGACAUCCUGGUCUUUUGGGCACCCUUUCUUUUGUUGCAUCUUGGUGGCCCUGACACCAUUACUUCCUUCUCUCUAUGGGAUAAUGGCUUCUGGAUUAGGCACUUGCUUCAGCUUAUAUUACAAGUUGGUUCAACCGCCUAUGUCAUAGGUCGGUCACUCCCACACAACAAGCUCUUGCUCCCAACCCUCCUGGUGCUUGCUGCAGGAAUAAUCAAAUAUGCAGAGCGGAACCGUGCUUUUUAUCUUGCAUGCCUUGACAAUUAUGGAGAUAGGGUAACAAACCAAUCCCUUCACCGCAAAACCGCAGUUAAGGCUGAUAAGAAAGAUGACGAUUCCAAGUUACUAGAGGAAUUGACACCCUAUGGCACUAUCAAGAAUCUACUUGUUGGGCCUCUUAUUCCUCAUAAACGGCGCGACUUUUGCAGGAGAUCCUUUCUUAAUAAAAAGCCGAAAGAGGUCCUUGGGAUAAUAGAGUUUGAGCUAAGCCUCUUGUAUGAAGCUCUUCACACCAAGUUGCCCGUGGUUGAUUGCAAGCUUGGAUACAUUCGCCGGUUCAUUUGUAUUGGUUGCAUUUCCGGAGCGUUGUUGUCAUUCAGAUUAAUUACCAAGGCAAAGCAGUACCGUGAUGAGUUGGAAAAUUCUGAAAUCUGGCUAACCUAUGGUUUAUUGAUUGGGGCCAUAACAUUGGAUUUCAUAUCCAUCGGGUUGCUUAUUUCUUCCGAUUACUUUAAUGCAGCUAAGUACGGUUUGGGAGCGAUGCAUCAGAAUGACACAAUUAUGGCAUGGAUCCGUAACAGACUCAUCAACAGGCACAGGUGGUCCAAAAGAAUCCCCCAGCUCAACUUUAUAACCUAUUGUCUUAAAGCCUACCCAGAUUGGUUGAACGAGUUGGAUAAAUAUCUUCCCGUAAGAUUUAUUUUGAAGUUCAUUCAAGGCAUUCGAUGCAUGUCAUCAGAAGUUUUGAAAGAGCAAGUACUGUGGAACUUCAUUUUUGAACAAGUGAAAGGAAAGGCUGAGCUCGCAGAGACGGUAGAAAUGGGAAAUAAAAUCUGUCUAAAAAGAGGUGAUGGAAUUCUUGACGAACACAGCAACAAAAAUCUCAUCUGGAGUGUAAAGGAUUUAGAUUACAUGGAAAGCCUUCUAACAUGGCACAUAGCCACUGAAUUAUGCUUGCAAGACAAAAGCCACCAGUCUGCAUCAUCACCCGGGAAUUCGGAUUUCCAAACAAUAACCAAGUUACUUUCAAAAUAUAUGUUUUACCUUCUACAGGAGGAGACCGCUAUAAGGGACAUAAAUAGUGUGUCCAUUGGUUGGAAAAAGGUAUUUAACCACACACAUAAACAUAUGCAAAAUUUCUACCUUAAGCAGGGUAAAAAAGAUGUAGCCAAAAGAAUGAUUUCAACAAACCCAGGAAGUAAGCCUCCUGGUUGUCCACCAAGAUCUGUUUUAUGCAAAGCGCAUAAGCUUUUCAAUGAGCUGAAGGAAUCAGAUGAUAAAGGCUUUCCAUGGGAGUUAAUGAGCAAAGUUUGGGUUGAAUUAAUGUGCUAUGCUGCUAUUCAUUGUAAGCCGCAUGCGCAUGCACAGCAACCAAGUAUGGGUGGACAACUCAUCACUAUCGUUUGGUUGUUGAUGAAUCAUUGCGGCCUAGGAAAUCAAUUUGCAACUAAUGAACGUGCUGUUGAUGAUGACGAAGAGACAGAUGUGGUGAUUCAAUGCACUGUUGAUGAUGACGAAGAGACAAAUGUGGUGAUUCAAUGCACUGUUGAUGAUGACGAAGAGACAAAUGUGGUGAUUCAAUGCGCUGUUGAUGAUAACGAAAAGACAAAUGUGGUGAUUCAAUGUGCUGUUGAUGAUGAUGGAAGAGACAAGUGGUGAUUCUCAAUUGCAUCGGAUAGUUUGAUUCCUGUGUGUAUAUUUGUUUGCGUGUCUUCUUUGUAAUCCUUUCUUAAAUUAUUGCUUGAGCUUCUUAUAUAAGUUUUAAAGACAUAUGAACAUUAAUUUCUUCUUUUAAUUUGAUAAUUCUUAAUUUGUAUUAUAAUCUUUCUAUUCAAUUUUAGUAAAUUCAAUUUAUAUAA